AUGUUUAGUUUAUCGGAGGACUUUUCGAAGGCGUGGGAAAGCCAAUUUCCUGGUAAAAAUCCACCCGAUGCGUCGUUCUUGACAGCGGGUGCUAAUAGAGGCAGAACCAAGGCUGUGUUGUGUGACGAACAACAAAAGGUAUCAGACAGAAUCAAUGAGCUGAAAUGGGAAUUACAGCAGCAGGAGUUCCUUAAAGACUGGAUCGAUAAUCAGAUAGAAUCGAUCGAUAAUUUUAAGAGAGAUAUUGCUUCUAUAAAAUAUGCCGGUACAAAUGGAUCGUUCGCUGGACCCAGAACAAAUGCCACACGUGGAACGCUACAACAGCAAUCUUCACUGGACGACAUGGUAAGUUCACGACCAAUCGUCGUCGACAUCGACCCCCGACGUCAAACUUUUGGCUCCACGCGAGAGCGGCCCGAAAUUCACCCCUACGAAACAAUUGACGAUUUUUUACCCCCAAAACGCGUGGUUACAAAGGGAAAUAAUGAAUCCAGGUCGGUCGUGUUGGCAGAUCGAAACCAGGAACGGCCACCAUCCGUUAUGGGUGGGGCAGAGAUACCUGUCUACGCUAUGCCACAGAAACGGCCUAAGCCGAAGUUAAAACCCAAACCAGACACCAUCCGUCGACCAGGUGGAAGUGGUAUAGUCAAAAUUCAGAAAAAAGAAGGCGUUGAAGACGAGAGGUACAGUACUGUGCCAGACAGACAGUGUUCGUCGUUUGCCCCACGAUCUGGCGGAUCGAGGAUUGCAGACAAGAGUAAUUCCCCUGAAUUCAAGAGUUCAACGAAACGAGGCGUAGACGAGUUGCCCGAUCCACCAAGUCCCAUUAAAAAUGAGGACAGUGGCAUAACAUACAUGAACUUGGACAAGUAUAGAGCAGAGGCUAAGGUUGAAACUCAUUUGCAGCAGGUCGAUGCGAAUACUUAUUACGAAAAAGAAAACCCUGCGUAUGAUUCCGCUGAUGUCACACACAAGGAAGUAAUGCCUGACGGAGACGUGUUGUAUGAAACUGUAGGUGGAGUGAAAACACCUCCAACAGUUCAAUCUUCUGUCCGUUUUGGGUUGCAGGCUAAUCUGGAUUCCCUUGGGAGUGACGUCAAGGAGAAUGACCGUUCUGAAUCCCCUCCUUUGUAUCAAGGGUCCGAGUCGGACUCCAGUAACGACGACUCUGUUUUCCCCAUGGCGCAUGAAGGUUUACCAAAGAAAAUAGGUUUAUUGAGUGCCGAUGCCGGAGAUGCCUGUUCUAUCGACAGUACCAGAUCAGCUGGAACUGGUUCUUCACUUGACUCGAUAUCAAUCGAAUUCAAUGAAGCAAAUAGUUCGAGUAUGUAUUCUCUACCGGUGGACAUGAGGAAGCUUGUGGUAGAAGGCAUUCUGGAAAGUGAUCAAGCAUAUUUGGAAUGCCUGGAUACUCUUCAAGAUUAUAUGAGAGUGUUGUUGGCUUCUUCCACGACUUCCCAGCCAGCAAUGUCUAAUGCCGAUUACCAGGUCAUUUUCUUCGGAAUUGAAGAGCUCUACAGGCUCAGCACAGAAUUUUAUAAUGCCUUGAAGGAAAGAGUGGAUAACUGGAAUGAAUCACAAAUAGUAGGAGAUCUAUUUCUAGAGUCGUCACGUAGACUAUCGAUUUAUGGGGAGUACUUCAACAACUAUGGUAAAGCUAUGGAGACUGUGUACAAGUGUCGUAACGAAAGCGAAGAUUUCCAGAAGGUCACCUUGAACAUCCCAAAACCAUCUUCGAAAGAAAAUAAUGUGUCCCUGGAAGGCUUGCUGUACAAACCUUUACAAAGAGUCACAAAAAUGACUUUAACAUUAGCUGAUUUAUUGAAACACACGCCACAGGACAGUGCAGAUUAUAAAGACAUUGAAGAGGCUCUGAAAAUAUCCGAAGACUUCUUAUAUCAAGUCAACGAACCUGCAAAACUGAAAGCUAAAUAUAAAAACAAAAACAAGAGACCUUCCAAGAGUAAAAAAAGGAGAAAGUUCCUGAAAGAAAAUUACAUAGUAGAAUUGCCGGAACAUAACAACCGGAAACUACGUGCAAUCUUCCUUUAUUCUGAUCUCAUACUUUGUGCCAAACAAAAGUCUUCCGGAGGGGUGUUUUCCGGUCAGAAAGGUUACUAUCAGUGUAAGUGGUAUUUGCCGUUGCGGAAUCUUUCACUGAAUCCAAACGACGAGAAUGCACAAGCUACUCCUUCAUUGCCACUUACCAGUGAAAAAGAAAUUGAAGUACUGCGUUCCAAAAUCGCGGAGGUCAAGUCAAUGAUAAGACAGGAACAAAAUUUAGCAGAGAAGGACAAGAAAGCUAGAAAUGCACAGAAGAGCAUUGCCAAAUAUCGAAAGACUCUCAUGGAAUAUGAGGACCAAAUGUCACUGAUAUCUCCAAACCUACCAUUGAGACUCUAUGAUAAAAAAGAAGGAAAGACGCGUACUCUACUAAUGGCUUCUGAUUACGAAAGAUCUGAAUGGCGAGAAGCAAUAGCGACUGCAAAAAGAAACGAUGUCACGAUCAAUGAUUUGGUACUAACUGAAUUUGAAAUCCAGACGUUGUUGUCCAAAUCUUCUAAGCCUGUGAAGCCUGAUGAUGGGUCACCUCUGAUGAAAGAUGAGGAAGACGCAUUGACUGGUAUUCUCAGAUUCACGGUUCAUACUGCCCAAGGAUUUGAAAUCCCAGGAGAGUAUUAUUGCUGUUUAGAAGUGGAUUCCUACAGUCAUUUUUAUUUGAUAGCCAAGACGUAUCCCAGCAUUCAAGGCGAGGAACCAACCUGGCACCAGGAAUUUGAAUCUGAAAUAGAUGGUGCUGAAAAAUUAAGAAUUUUGUGUUAUCGUAAACAGCGAGGUGAGGAUCAGCUUGUUGGCAGGGGAACAUUUGAGUUGACAGAGUUACAAAAGAACAAAGAGAAAAAUGUAACAAUUGAUAUGGACAAGCAUGUAACGAUGUCGAUCUCCUUGAGCUAUGACUCUCUUGGUCGUCAAACAAUGAAAAGACCAAAGUCUAAAAGACCCACAGGCGUGUUUGGUGUACCCAUAAAUAGAGUAACACACAGAGAACGCACUAAAAUACCCGAAAUUGUUACAAUAUGCACAGCGGAGAUUGAAAGAAGAGGUAUGUCUGAGCUGGGAAUAUAUAGGAUAUCAGGUGUGAAUGCAGAUAUAAAUAAAAUAAAGAAAUCUUUUGAAAAUGGUAGCAAGAGUGUUCGCACAUUGGUUGGUGAAGCAGACAUUCAUGCUGUUGCAUGCGUUGCAAAGUUAUAUUUUCGUGAAUUGCCAGAGCCGUUAUUUACCGAUAAUCUUUAUAACAAUUUUGUAGAAGGACUUGCUCUAUCAGACCCGAGUGCACGAGAGAAGUGCAUGAUGUCAUUAUUAUAUUCAUUACCGGAACCCAAUCUCAGUACUGUGUUGCAUCUGAUAAACCAUUUACGAAGGUUGUCCGAACACCAAUCAGAAAACAAGAUGAGUCUUCAUAAUCUGGCAACUGUGUUUGGUCCCAAUCUUAUGCGCCCAGCUGUGAGGAAACCUGAUGAAGAGAUCGGAAUAAAUGCAUCGCUUAUUCUUGAAGCUACUUCGUUUACAGACGUCAUGUCGCAAGUUGGCGUAUUCUUUUACUAUCUAGAGGGGAGGCCACCAGAAUCUCCUCAACAGACACAUUUCUGA
Saccoglossus kowalevskii is the source of this 3651-nucleotide messenger RNA. RefSeq names its product active breakpoint cluster region-related protein-like. Gene Ontology annotation, cellular component: membrane. Gene Ontology annotation, biological process: positive regulation of GTPase activity; intracellular signal transduction. The record is from RefSeq and is a predicted model, not a curated record. Gene Ontology annotation, molecular function: guanyl-nucleotide exchange factor activity; GTPase activator activity. NCBI's taxonomy places the organism in Eukaryota, Metazoa, Hemichordata, Enteropneusta, Harrimaniidae.